Molecule: messenger RNA, 2781 nt
Organism: Stegastes partitus (bicolor damselfish)
Lineage: Eukaryota; Metazoa; Chordata; Actinopteri; Pomacentridae
Gene: cunh1orf210
Product: chromosome unknown C1orf210 homolog
Exons: 4
Coding region: 643-1083 (146 amino acids)
Source: RefSeq, a predicted model, not a curated record
ACCUUUGCACAACAUUUCUCCAUUUCAUAGACAAAGCAAAGGAAAAUGUGGUUAAGGCCAAUGUGAAGCGUGCAAGCGGGCAGAAAGCAGGUGAACUCUUUGAAACCACCGGGACCCACACGGACAGGUGUGCAGAGCUUCACUUGAAUGCAACAACAGGACUCCAGAGGGCUCAUAGUUCAACGUAUACAUAUGCUGCUAAAAGCUGCCUUCACCUUUCACUUGGUACUAAACUGAGGGGCCUCCUGUCACUCAACCUUGCCACCUAGUGGAGCUCUGAAGGCUCAACUCUCCUCUGGUCAACAGACGACUACCUCCCUCAUCAGGGGAGAUGCCUGCCCUGCAACAUCUCAUCCAGGUCCCAUUAGACUUUCACCUGCUGGAGACAUUCUAACACAAACCAGCGUUGUAGCCUUGUUGAAGAAAUGGAAACCUCCAGCUUCAGUUGCUCAAGAGUCUGCUGGAUCUUGUAGAAUAAGAGCAACAUAUACUGUGUGUGAAAUAAUCCUGCAUCCACUGGUUUCAUGCUAGAGUUCAUGAUACUCCAAAGCAAGAGGCAGGUUUCAUUUAAAAAUACGCAAACUGAGCUACACACUAGAAGUCCUUCCCCAGUAGAGACUGCACAAACAGGAGCAAAGCCAGAUGGAAGCAUCAACAAACGAGACAGCUACACCAACGGCAGAAGCAAACAAUGGCACUUCGACAGACAAAUACACCAGCCACAACUGGGAGUUCUUGGUGGCCGUCCUGGUCACGGCCAUCUCUGUGUCCCUCCUCACCGUCCUCCUGGCUAAAUGUCAGGUGGUUCGGCGCUACUUGGCCAGCUACAGGCACACACGGCUCAGGGAGGCAGACACUGUCAGCCAUCUUGACCCGUCAGGCCUUGAGGUGGAAUUCGCCAUGCAUCGGGGACGUGGAAUGAACCCUGACUGCAUCCCUCCUGUGAGCGAGGAGGAUGAUGACGGCUUCAUUGAGGACAACUACAUCCCAGCCAGCGAGAGAGCGAGAGCUGAGCGAGCGGCGGAGAACAUAGACGAGGACACAGAGGAGGAGAUGGAUGAGAUUGAAUUUACCAUCACUUAGUAGGAGCGUCUCUACACCCCCUCAACUCAAUUUUUGUUGAUCGAGUCAGAAAACCCCCUGAGCCACCAAUUCCACUCCAUUCUUUUCUUCGUGUUGAAAAAUUCAUGUUUUCUAUCAUAAAACGGACACUUCAAAAAAAUUGGUUUAGUGUAUAGGGGGAGGGGGGGGAGCACUGAAAUGUGUAAAUACAUCUGCAUUUUUACGGAAACAUGAAAUAACUAUAUUGCAAAGAGCAUUAUUGUGGCAGGAGUUCUCAUUGUGGGAUCUGAGGGCUCAACAAUGUUCUACGUAAUAGAGAAUUUCAGCAUAUUCUCAGGAAAAUGUACAGCUAUGUGAAAAAAUAAGUGGAAAAAGUUUUACAUUUGGACAAGCAAACAUUUGACUCUCUUUGAUAUAGUCUUAAAGAAGUAUACUUGAACAUACCUUUUUCAAUCAUUUAUUCAACAAGAAUAUCAAUAGAGGUAAUAUUCUCCUGGAAAAGUAAGUACAACCCUGGCAUCAAACCUAUUAUGUCCCCCUUCAGCAGAAAUAACUCCUUGUAGGCAUUUUGCACAUUCCCUCAACAGUCUCUGACAUUUUUGAUCUUUCCAUGUAAAAUUCCUUCACUUGCUAUAUGUUUGAAGGUUUUCUUACAUGCAUGUUUCAAAUCCACCCCAACAACAUUUCAAUAGGUUUCCAAUUGGGGCUUUGACUGGGUUGUUCCGUAACCUUCCAUUUCUUCUUUCUGAGCUACUCUUUGGUGGAUUUGCUGGUACGCUUAAUCUGCUGAAAGGUGCACUUCUGGUUCAGCUCCAGCUUUCGGACAGGUGGGCUCACAUUAUUACGAAGCGCUCUUUGACACGAUGUAGAAUUCAUAGUUGAAUCAAUUUGUGCAACCUGCCUCGGUCCUUGAAGCAGUGAAACAUCCCUAAACCAUCACAUUUCACAGCUGGUGUGAGGCUCUUCUCCUGAGAGGCGGUCUUUGGUUUGCAACAAAUGCGGCUACUGUUACUGUGACAACCACCUCUAUCUUUGAUUCUACAUUAUAUAUAACUACUCUUUGCCUGUAUUAGCAAGAUUUAAAUUUGCUCAGUUUUUUUUGUUUGUUUGUUUGGACAACAAAAAGUUUUUGCAUGUCUCCUGUGCGAGUCAGAUUUUGAAUACAGUUUCAAUAGUUACCUGCAGAUCCUGUGAUGAAAUUCUGGGGUUCUGCUUUUUGCAUCAUGUGGGCUGCUCUGGGGCUGAAGCACCCUUUAUUAAAAGGGUGCCGCUUCAGAGUAGCAAGUGUUUGCUUGUUCAAAUAUGCUAAAAAAAAAAGUCAACAACUGCAAUCGGAUGUGCUUAUGUUUUCAUGUGAUUGUAUUUAAGUCAUCUGCUUUACGACAUGCUUAAUGUGACAGUAUAAUGAAAAUGUAAAAUAGUUAGUGAUGAGUCAUAAUCACACCAAUCAGUUUUUUCAAGGGCAUGAAAAGGGCAUUAAUGUGUCAUUUGUAAAUGUUACCACAGUGAAACACCAAUUUGUGACUCUAUUUGUGGUGACUGACAGACGGAUCCGUUGAUAGAACCUGCUUUUAAAAAUAUCUUCUUGUAGUGAACACGACUGCCUAUAUUUUUGUUCGAAGGUACCAACACGGAUAAAUGUGGAUGUGUAAUGCUAUUCAGGACCAGUGGCGGCUGGUGAAAAUUUUUGGUAGGACGGUGCAGUCUGCAAAUGACCUU